This is a messenger RNA of Melampsora larici-populina 98AG31, 423 nucleotides long. RefSeq lists its product as uncharacterized. The coding region runs from base 1 to 423 and encodes 140 amino acids. The record is from RefSeq and is a predicted model, not a curated record. Lineage: Eukaryota; Fungi; Basidiomycota; Pucciniomycetes; Pucciniales; Melampsoraceae. The transcript is spliced from 5 exons.
AUGAUUUUUCGCACCUACAUUCUCAUCAUCUUUUCUCUUUUGACACUAUUUGGGAAAAGCAACAGCAGGUCCUGUAAAUGGGCUUUUGAGCGCGUUCCCAAGGACCCAGCACAUUCGUACUGCAGUGAUCAAUGGUUAACAUACAUAUAUCCAACUGCGGACUGCAAACCCCAAAAAGACCCUAAGGGCCUCCCGACGGCCUCAAAUUGUGAGUCCAUGCAGUUUUGCAAUGCAGCUUGUCCAACUUGGAGGGCGUCAGGACUGCGCAAGAUGAAUCAAGCAACUUCAUACAUGUGUGAUAUCUUGACCAAAAAAGGGGCCACCCGUAGUCAGGACCAGUACACCAAGAUUAAGUGUCAAAUUUUGACAAACGUGGUUGCUUGUGAUGGUAAGGGAGUUUUGGUGGGGAAAGAUAUCCCCUGA